CCCAACACAACACCGCGACAACACAAGGCCGGAGCGGCUGAUCUCACACUCACAGCACUACUUCCUCCGUUCUCAUUCUCCACUGCCGCAGUGCCGCUGCUGACGAGUGACGAGCACCGCGCACGCGCCGCAUCCACUCCACCUCGCACGCGAGUACAAAUCCCAGACCUGAGAACCUCCUCGCCACCAGCCCCACGCCCGCAGAUCAGUACACUCGUAGCAGCAGCGGCGGUAACUGAAGCGGGAGGAUGAACGGCUACCGCAACCUCGCCUCGUCCCCUCCGGCGCCCAGCGGCGGGGAGCCGGAGCCAGCCCGGCCCCCGGCGACGGCGAAGGAGGGCAAGUGGGAGGGGGCGGCGGUCGGCGCGGCGGCCAUGGUCAGGAACCUCUCGUCCGCCUCCCAGAGGUUCGCGGCCGUGGAGCGGAGCAAGUCCACCGGCGGCCACCGCGGCGGCGGCUUCCAGGCGGUCGUGAGGCGGGCCUUCUCCAUGCGGAGGCAGCCGGCGUCCAGCCUCUCGGAGGGGUACUGGCGGAUCCACGACGGCCUGGAAGACGGCGACGACGACGCCGAGGCGCCCGAGGAGGUCGACGAGCAGAAGAAGCAUCAGGUGGCGGAGGCCGUAGAGCCGGAGGUGCAGGGAGACGCCGCGGCGAGCAGCGACGAGAUCGGCAAGGAGAGGAAGAAGAAGAAGCGGGGUCACAUCUUCAAGGCGUGCAAGAAGCUUCUUGGCUUCAAACAUGUUUAGUCUAGUCAACAAGAAGCUUCUUGGAUUCAAGAUCCAUGGACGCUCUUGAUGUGCUUCUGUUUUGGAUCUUGUUCUUGUCUCGUUCGUCGUUUUGAGUAAAUAAAGAGCUUUGGUUUCGUUGACUUGAA
Messenger RNA from Triticum dicoccoides, 874 nucleotides. RefSeq lists its product as uncharacterized. Bases 249 to 746 code for a protein of 165 amino acids. The transcript has a single exon. The record is from RefSeq and is a predicted model, not a curated record. Lineage: Eukaryota; Viridiplantae; Streptophyta; Magnoliopsida; Poales; Poaceae.